This is a messenger RNA of Impatiens glandulifera, 3403 nucleotides long. RefSeq names its product poly [ADP-ribose] polymerase 1. Lineage: Eukaryota; Viridiplantae; Streptophyta; Magnoliopsida; Ericales; Balsaminaceae. The coding region runs from base 159 to 3092 and encodes 977 amino acids. Gene Ontology annotation, molecular function: NAD binding; NAD+ poly-ADP-ribosyltransferase activity; DNA binding. The record is from RefSeq and is a predicted model, not a curated record. The transcript has 20 exons. Gene Ontology annotation, cellular component: nucleus.
CUUUAGCAGAAUCCUUGAAGGGAAAAGUGAGGAGUGAGGGCUUACACAACUAUUUAAUAAAAACAUGGGAGCAGGUUAACCUGGUAGCAAAGCAUCUCGGGUCAACCAUUUGAUAUUGGAGUGUUAGAGAGAGAGAGAGAAGAGCUUGACGGAAGAGAAUGGCGAACCCACCGAAGCCCUGGAAGGCGGAAUACGCCAAGUCUGGGCGAUCAUCGUGCAAGACAUGCAAGAGUCCAAUCGGCAAAGAGAGUCUCAGGUUGGGGAAGAUGGUUCAGGCCACCCAAUUCGACGGUUUCAUGCCCCUGUGGAACCAUGGUAGUUGUAUUCUGAAGAAAAAGAACCAGAUAAAAGCCCUUGAUGAUGUUGAAGGCAUAGAGGUGCUCCGUUGGGAAGAUCAACAAAAUAUAAGGAAGUACUUGGAGGCUGGACCUGCUGGGGGUCCUGGGGAAUCCAAUAGUACGUCAGCUCCCCCAAAGUAUGAGGUUGAUGUUUCAAAAACUUCCCGUUCCACAUGUAAGCACUGCAACCAAAAGAUUAUGAAAGGGCAGGUUCGGAUAUCAUCAGAACCCCAUAGUAAAGGUGCUAAAGGAUUAGCAUGGCGCCAUGCUAAUUGUUUCUUUGAAAUUUCUCCUACUGUGCCUAUUGAGCAAUUGUCUGGAUGGGAUAACCUUUCUGCAUCUGAUCAGGAAUCUGUUAUUGGACUGGUUAAGAAAGGUUCCAGUUCAGGCACCAGCCUCAAGGUGGAGGAAGAUGAAGAAAUUUUGCAAAAGCCAUCAUCCACAGGUGGUACUAAACGUAAAAGGGCUACCAAAGAUGAAAAGAAUUGCAGUACUUCAAGGAAUGGACAACCAGAGACAUGUGACUUGGCGUCCCAAUUAGAGACUCAAACUAAACAAAUAUGGGCACUGAAAGACGAUCUCAAAAAGAAUGUAAGUACAACAGAGUUACGAGAAAUGCUUGAAGCCAAUGAUCAACUUUCUACAGGAUCAGAGCUGGACCUGCGAGAUCGUUGUGCUGACGGAAUGGCUUUUGGAGCACUUGAACAAUGCCCACUUUGUUCUGGGCAUCUUCAAUAUUCUGGAGGCAUGUACAAAUGUCAGGGCUUUAUUUCUGCUUGGAGCAAAUGUGCAUACUCAACCUUUGAACCGGCACGCAUGAAGGAGAAGUGGAAGAUCCCUGAUGAGACUACAAAUCAAUACCUCUCCAAAUGGUUUAAAUCACAAAAAGUGACGAAACCUUGUCGAGUUUUGCCUCCUCUAUCAUCUAAUACGCCUUCUGGAAAUAAAAAUGAUGAUGGACAACGCCAAUCAUAUGGAAGCAACAAGUUGGGUGAUUUGAGAAUUUCUAUGUUAGGGUUCCCCAAAGCAUCCAUGGAUUCUUGGAAAAGCAAGAUUGUUGAGGCGGGUGGACAGGUUCAUGCCAGAAUCAAUAAAGAUACAAACUGCUUAGUUGUUGGGGAAAUGCUGGGUGGUGAAAGUAAUGAUAUGAAGAAGGCUAGGAAGAUGCACAUACCUGUUGUUCGAGAGGAGUACCUGAUUGAUUGCUUUGAAAAGCAGAAAAAACUUCGUUUUGAUUUGUACAAAACUGAAGCAAUUGGAGAGUCAUCUAGUAUGGUAACUAUUAAAGUCAAAGGUCGAAGUGCUGUGCAUGAAUCAUCGGGCUUGCAAGAUAUUUGUCACAUCCUUGAAGAUGGCAAAAACAUAUAUAAUACAACUUUGAGCAUGUCUGAUCUUUCAACUGGUAUUAACAGUUACUAUAUCCUGCAAAUCAUUCAAGAAGAUAAAGGGUCAAGUUGUUAUGUAUUCCGCAAAUGGGGACGUGUUGGAAAUGAGAAAAUUGGAGGGAAGAAACUGGAUAAUAUGUCAAAAAUGGAUGCAAUCCAAGAAUUUAAGCGUCUAUUUUUAGAAAAAACUGGAAACCCAUGGGAGGCAUGGGUAGAGAAAGAAGAUUUUCAAAAGCAGCCUGGAAAAUUCUAUCCACUGGACAUUGAUUACGGGAUCAACAAGGACCCUCCAAAAAAGAAAAUUCUUGAUAAUGUGGACAGUAUACUUCCUCAUCCAUUAUUGGAAUUGAUGAAGAUGUUAUUCAAUGUGGAGGCAUACAGGGCUGCCAUGAUGGAGUUUGAGAUUAAUAUGGCCGAAAUGCCUCUUGGGAAACUGAGCAAAAGUAAUAUCCAGAAAGGUUACGAGGCAUUGACAGAGAUACAGAAUUUGCUAAGUAGCCUUACUCAUGAGCCACAUAUGAGAGAAAGCUUGAUUGUUGAUGCAAGCAACCGUUUCUUCACCAUGAUUCCUUCCAUUCAUCCUCAUGUGAUCAACGAUGAGGAUGAUUUCAAGUCCAAGGUGAAAAUGUUGGACGCACUUCAGGAUAUUGAAAUUGCUUCCAGAUUGGUGGGUUUUGACGGUGAUAAUGAUGACAGCCUGGAUGAGAAGUAUAGGAAACUUCAAUGUAACAUUGAGCCACUUCCACAUAACAGUGAAGAUUAUCGUUUGGUUGAGAAGUAUCUGCACAAAACUCAUGCUCCUACACACACGGGUUGGACUCUUGAGCUUGAAGAUGUGUUUUCACUUGCAAGGGAGGGAGAAUCCAAUAAGUUUACACCUUACAAGGGAAAACUCAAAAACCGAAUGCUCCUUUGGCACGGUUCUAGACUAACAAAUUUUGUGGGUAUUCUUAGCCAAGGACUUCGAAUAGCUCCACCUGAAGCUCCUGCAACUGGAUACAUGUUUGGAAAGGGAGUAUAUUUUGCGGACCUAGUGAGUAAAAGUGCUCAAUAUUGCUUUACUGAUAAGAAAAAUCCUGUGGGUCUGAUGCUCUUGAGUGAAGUUGCUUUGGGGGAGGUCUAUGAGCUGACAAAGGCUAAGUAUGUUGAGAAACUUCCGAGUGGGAAGCACUCUACUAAAGGCCUGGGAAAGAUUGUACCUCAGAAAUCAGAAUUUGUUACUUGGAAGGAUGAAGUUGUGGUUCCAUGUGGAAAACCUGUCCAAUCAAAUACCAAGUCAUCAGAAUUGAUGUAUAAUGAGUACAUUGUCUAUGAUACAACCCAAGUCAAGAUGCAGUUCCUGUUGAAGGUGAGGUUUCAUCAUAAGUAGCGAGAUAGAAGAAGCUUAUGUAGUAGCAAUGUAAGUACCCUUUUGAAAAACGGUGGCAACUAAACUCUUUUGGUUUUGCUGCGUUGUUUCGUGGAUAAAAUCCAAAUGCUACUUUUAGUUUUGUGAUUGUUAGGAAAAACUUAUUUUCUCCCUAAUACUACUACUACUACAAGCUAGUUAAGAUCUCAUUUUGCGGCUAGGUUGGAGAUCUAACUAACUUAGAGUACUGAUGUUUUUGGUACCUUAAAUGGUUUUCUUUAGUAAUGGAAGUUUGAGCUCUACUUUUGAAUAUUCAAUUUAUUGUGCCUCAU